Molecule: messenger RNA, 2847 nt
Organism: Penaeus chinensis
Lineage: Eukaryota; Metazoa; Arthropoda; Malacostraca; Decapoda; Penaeidae
Product: diuretic hormone receptor-like
Biological process (GO): adenylate cyclase-modulating G protein-coupled receptor signaling pathway; cell surface receptor signaling pathway
Cellular component (GO): plasma membrane
Molecular function (GO): diuretic hormone receptor activity; G protein-coupled peptide receptor activity; peptide hormone binding
Source: RefSeq, a predicted model, not a curated record
ACAGCCGCGGAGGUCGGACGUGUUGAGAGUUCGUCUGUGACACUCGGGGCUCUGACUCGCACCGUGAGAACUCCAUUGGUUUCUUCUCGGACAUUGCGCCGGUUAUUUGCGAUAUUUUGUCGUUGUUGUAUUUGUGAAGUGACAGUGACAGAAGGAAGAAAAAAAAGAGAGAGAGAUUGAAGGAAAAAGAAAGAGUAUCUCUAUGUUAAAAAAAGAGAAUAAUUUGUGAUGUGAGAACUGACACUUCCAAGGACAUAUCAACAUAUGGACUCGAAUGCUUUCGGAUAAGCGAAAAACAUAACGAGCAGAACGGCUUUGACAGAAAACAACGCGACCUUAUACUGCUACCCAAACGGCACUUGGUCUCGCAUCUCGUUCUAUAACGACUGCCUCAACGUCGUUAUGAACAACACUGAAGAGAGUGUUUCUACGACCGUCAGCACGAGCCAGACCAUCUUCUACAUCGGCAAUUCGCUGAGUCUCGUGGCAGUCACAUUGGCUCUCUGGAUUUUCAUCUCCUUCAAAGACCUGAGAUGCCUGAGGAAUACCAUCCAUACCAACUUGCUCUUCACGUACCUGCUGCACAACCUCUUCUGGAUCGUGUAUGCUUCGGUGCAGACGUUGGUCAACGAGAGCAUCGGCUGCACGUUCUUUGUGUCUCUAAGUUACUUCAAUUUAACCAACUUUAUGUGGAUGUUUGUGGAAGGACUUUACCUCUACAUGCUGGUGGUCAAAACUUUCUCUGUGGAAAACAUCAAGCUACGAGUCUACACUUUAAUAGGAUGGGGUAUACCCGUCGCCAUUAUAAUAACUUGGGUCAUCCUCAAAUCGAACUUGACAGUCGCGCACUCACCUCUUCCUCCUCGCCAACAGACCGGUCCCGAAUUAGGCAUGGAGAACAUAGACGUGGAAGGCCUCUUGAGAACUUGUCCUCUGAUGCCGGUCAGCCACGUCGACUGGAUUCAGAAAGUUCCCAUUCUCUUUUUCCUAUCCACCAAUUUCAUCUUCCUCAUGCGCAUAAUGUGGGUCCUCAUCACCAAGCUCCGUUCCGCCAACACGGUCGAGACGCAACGCUACCGGAAAGCGACGAAGGCUCUGCUGGUGUUAAUUCCUCUCCUCGGCCUCACCUACAUGCUGCUCAUCGCCCUGCCACAGGAGCUCGAACACGUCAGGGCCAUUCUGCUGUCUACGCAGGGCUUCUGGGUAGCGGUGUUCUUCUGCUUCCUGAACAGCGAAGUGCAGAACAGCAUCCGACACCACAUCGAGAGAUGGAAAACGGAGCGAGGAAUCACAGACCCGAGGAAUCCUUCGAUUAGACUGAGCAGGGACGGCUCUCCGAGACCCAGGACGGUCUGUUCCAGUUACGGCAGACGACUCUUUGGCAGCAAGAGGGAGUCCCUUUGUUCCGAAGUGACCACGAUGACCACCUACGUCGCCAACGGCUACAACCCCAACAACCAACAGGCGGGGAACCAAUUACAACCACAGCCACAACCACAGCAACUACAACCUCCUCUCUCGCCCACUCCCGUCAGCCAGCAGUCCGGCGUUCAGUUGCAACAGCAGCAGCCACAGCAGCCUCUCAAUCCUGUUAACAGUCAGACCGGCAUUCAGUUGCAAACUAGGAACCUCAAUGGAUCACACAACUCGAACUCGGGUCCUGUGGGUGGCGGAGAGCGAGGAGAAGGAGGAGAAGGAGGAGAUAAAGAAGGGGAAGGGCAGGGCGAGAAGAUCAUUAUCAAGGACUCGGUUUUGUAAGAAAAGGAGGAGAAAGAGGAGAAAAGAGGAAGAAGAAUAUUAUAAACGUCCAGUGGAGGAGGGAUAGAAAGGGAGGUAGAUUAUAAGUGAAGAGAAAAAAUAUAUAUAAGAACAAGGAAUAGUGAAAAAAAGCAUGAGUUGAAAAUACGAACAGGGUAUUUUCAAUUUGCAAGGAAGUGCGUCCAUAUAAAAAUAUAUGAUAAUUACACCUAUACCAAGGCUUUAAUCCACAGGCUGCGAAGCAAAUCCCCGAAAGACAGCAAAAAUUAGAAUCAAAAGCUUAGGCAAAACCAGCAAGGCAUCUCGAACAAAGAAAUCGACGUAGCAAUGACAGCAGGACUUCAAAAUAAAGAACGGACAUGAACAGGAACAUAGACAAACAGAGUUUCCUAAACCACAGAUACAAAAAAAUAACAAAAGAAAAGAAAAAAAGAAAGAAAUGUAAUAAUCAAAUCGCAGAAACAUCUCUCGCUUUAGAUAAAACAGUGUGAUAAGAACGAGAGGGAGAAAAAUGAAGUCAAAGGUUCGAAUAUCCUUUUUCAAAGUGUAUGGAUCAUAUUACAUGAAUAUGAGAGAGAGAGAAAACAAGUUAAACUCUACGUUCCUCGAGUCUGUAUUAGAUUCUCUUAUAUUGUGCUCUGAAUGUACUUAAAUGUCGACUCUGUUGUGACAAAUAUCCAUUUCUUUCCAUAUCUAUUUUGAGUCUAUUAAAAAAUACUAAGAUGUGUCUUUAUAUGUAUGUAUAUGUCUGCAGAUUCAUAUGCAUCAAAGAUAAAAGGUAAAGAUAGAAAAGAAACAACAUAAAAGAGAGAUCUUAUGAUAUAUAUUCAUGUGCUUAAAAAACAAACAAACAGAUAACGCGCUCAGUUUUACACGAAGAGAUAGUUUCCGAAAACAUAAUAUAUUUAAAGUUAGGAAAGACAUUACGUUCAGAUUCAGAACCUUUAGAAGGGAUGAGUAUAGGAAAAAUGUGAAAAAGUAUUAUACAUACAUAAACACACAUAUAUGUGUCUUUGUGUGUAUGUGUGUGUGUGUAUAUAUAUACACACACAUACACACACACACACACACACACACACACACACACAC